Molecule: messenger RNA, 2216 nt
Organism: Vicugna pacos (alpaca)
Lineage: Eukaryota; Metazoa; Chordata; Mammalia; Artiodactyla; Camelidae
Gene: EFHC1
Product: EF-hand domain containing 1
Biological process (GO): cilium-dependent cell motility; mitotic spindle organization; mitotic cytokinesis
Cellular component (GO): mitotic spindle; axoneme
Molecular function (GO): alpha-tubulin binding
Source: RefSeq, a predicted model, not a curated record
UGUCUCGACGCCCGCCGCGCGCGAGCGCGCGGUUUGUUGCGUUACCAUGGAGCUCGGGGCGCCGCGGGAACGCGGCUUGUCACCCCGGCAGCCCGGGAGGACCAAACCCCACCUAGGUGGCGGCGGCGAGAGCGGCUGCGAUGGUGUCCAACCCGGUGCACGGCCUGCCCUUUCUCCCGGGCACGUCCUUUAAGGACUCCACGAAAACAGCAUUUCACAGAAGCCAGACGCUAGGCUACAGGAAUGGCUAUGCAGUUGUUCGACGUCCAACAGUCGGGAUAGGCGGGGAACGGCUCCCGGUCAACCAGCUGUCCCAGGCCCAGCUGGACGAGCUGGCCAACAAGGCCCCGAUCCUCAUGUACGGCCAGCCCCGGCAGGCCCCGCCCGCAGAGUUCGUUCCUGCACAUGUGGCUUUCGACAAAAAGGUGCUGAAGUUUGAUGCCUAUUUCCAAGAAGAUGUUCCGAUGUCAGCGGAGGAACAUUACAGGAUCCGUCAGGUGAACAUUCACUACUACCUGGAGGACGACAGCAUGUCUGUCAUAGAGCCCGUCGUGGAGAACUCCGGGAUCCCUCAGGGCAAGUUAGUCAGACGCCAGCGGCUGGCCAAGAACGACCGCGGAGACCAUUACCACUGGAAAGACCUAAACCGCGGAAUGAACAUCACGAUUUACGGCAGAACCUUCCGCAUCGUCGACUGUGACAAAUUCACACAGGUAUUUUUGGAAAGUCAAGGAAUUGAAUUAAAUCCACCAGAAAAGAUGGCUCUCGACCCUUACACUGAACUCCGGAAACAGCCUCUUCGUAAGUACGUGACCCCCUCGGACUUUGAUCAACUCAAGCAGUUUCUCACCUUUGACAAACAAGUUCUUCGGUUCUACGCCAUCUGGGAUGACACCGACAGCAUGUUUGGUGAAUGUCGGAACUACAUCAUUCAUUACUAUCUCAUGGAUGACACGGUGGAAAUUCGCGAGGUCCAUGAACGGAACAAUGGGCGCGAUCCCUUCCCGCUCCUGAUGUACCGCCAGCGCAUGCCCAAGGUUUUGGUGGAGAAUGCAAAGAGCUUCCCUCAGUGUGUGCUGGAAAUCUCUGAUCAAGAGGUGUUGGAAUGGUUCACGGCCAAAGACUUCAUUGUCGGGAAGCCACUCACGAUCCUCGGGAGAACUUUCUUCAUUUAUGAUUGCGACCCAUUCACCCGCCAGUAUUACAGAGAGAAGUUUGGCAUCUCCGAUCUCCCGCGGAUUGACGUGAGCAAGAAGGAACCGCCUCCUGUGAAGCAGGAAUUACCUCCCUAUAAUGGUUACGGACUAGUUGAAGACUCUGCUCAGAAUUGCUUUGCACUCAUUCCAAAAGCUCCCAAAAAAGAUGUUAUGAAAAUGCUGAUGAAUGAUAACAAGGUGCUUCGUUAUUUGGCUGCACUGGAAUCCCCCAUCCCAGAAGAUAGAGACCGCCGAUUUGUCUUCUCUUAUUUUCUAGCCACGGACAUGAUCAGUAUCUUUGAGCCUCCUGUUCGCAAUUCUGGUAUCAUUGGGGGCAAGUACCUUGGCAGAACUAAAGUUGUCAAACCAGGCUCCUCUGCGGAAAACCCCGUCUACUACGGCCCCAGCGACUUCUUCAUUGGGGCUGUGGUUGAAGUGUUCGGCCACCGGUUCGUCAUCCUUGAUGCAGACGACUAUGUUUUGAAAUACAUGGAGAGCAACGCUGCCCAGUACUCGCCGGAGGCACUCCUGUCGGUGCAGAGCCGCGUUCGGAAGCGGGAAGCUCCUGCCCCGGAACUGGGAAACCAGCAAACGGAAGAGGACCCAGGCGUGCAGGCCCUGGAGAUGCUGAUAGACACGAUCCAGAAGCAACGGAAAGAUGUCCCGUGCAGGGACAACAUCCCUGAGGCCUUCCAGGUUUACGACAAGGAGGCCUCGGGACUCGUGGACAGGGAGACAUUCUUCAAAGUCUGCGACUCCUUGCAGCUCCCAGUUGAUGACUCCUUGAUCAAGGAGCUCAUCAGGAUGUGUUCUCACGGAGAAGACAAGAUCGACUACUACAACUUUGUCCGCGCUUUCUCAAACUGACCCACCGGGGAGAGGAUGCAACACGGCCUUUGGAGGUUGGGCCUGCGUAUACCUUGUACUCUUGACAGAGCUCUUAAAAUAUUUCUUUUCUGGUUCUUCUAUUUCGCCACCACUAAUACUAUUGAAUCCUAAAUUAAAUUGGCUCUCUCAGGA